AUGAUUAUGUGGGAUUAUAAUGAGCUUGCAGAAAUAUGCAAGGAUUACAAUGACGCCACACUUGCACUGUAUAAAUUAAGGGCAUCGAACGAGGAAGCAAUCAAUGAAGUAUACAAAGAUAUCAAAAGCAAAUUAAUCGAAACCAAAAUUUUAUCACCAUCUCAGAUUUGCUGCGAAAUUUCAAAAAUAUCCUUUUACAAUAAUGCUUAUUUUAGAUCGUAUUUGAGCCUGUUCAAAAAAAUCUUCGAAGAAUAUCAUCUAAAUCAGUUACCAGGGGUUGAAGGUGUUUUUGCACAUAUACUCAAUCAAGAAUAUGAAAUUUCCUUACCUCCGUCAAUUAACGGGCAUUUUUUUUAUUAUUCAGAUAAAGAAUAUUCAUUAAAAAAUUAUUUGGAACAUCCUAUUAACAAGGCUAUUAUGAAUGAUGAUGUAGAAUCAUUUAUAUCAUAUGCAGGAAAGGAAAAAUUUCGUAUUGAUCAUAGCUCAGUAGGUGAUUUCUAUCCUGAUUCAUAUUUAGAUUUAUCAUGGCUUGAAUUAUGUUGUUAUCAUGGCGCAGGCAAAUGCUUUAAGUUUUUGAUAUCGAAAUUCAAACCAGAAAUUACUCAAAAAUGUCUUUCUUUUACAUUUUUGGGAGGAAACGCAGAAAUAAUGAAUGAAUGCUUGAAAGAACAAGACCCUGAUGAAGAUUGUAUGAAAUAUGCAAUUAUUGCACACAACAUUGAUUUUAUCACUUUCUUGGCUUAUGAAUACGACGAAGUAAUCGAUCCAGAAUAUUGUUGUGAGGAACACAAUAUACAAGCAUUUCUAGUUUAUUUAGAUAUUUCUAAAAAUAUCAAUCAGUGCCUUAUUUAUUCUACAAGAUUUAAUUUUCCACCUUUAUGCCAAUAUUUAAUAGACCAUGGAGCAGAUAUUAAUUCUAUUGAUAGAGAUGGAAAAACAGCUCUUCAUCAUGCAGCGGAAAAUAGUUGUGUUGAAAUUGCAAAACUCCUUAUUUCAAAAGGAAUUGAUAUCAAGGCAAGAAAUCAUAAUGGAAAAACUGCGCUUCAUUCAGCAGCAAACAGAAAUAAUAAAGAAAUAUUAGAAUAUCUUAUUACACAUGGGAUUGAUAUUAAUGCAAGAGAUAAUGAAGGUAAAUCUACUCUUCAUUAUGCAACAAGUAAAAGUCUACUAAGUAUCUUCGAAGCUCUGAUUUCUCAUGGGGCAGAUAUUAACGCAAAAGAUAAUGAUGGCCAAUCUGUACUUCAUGAUGCAACAAAGAGCUAUAAUACAAAUGUAAUAGAAACUCUUGUAUCAUACGGUGUUGAUAUGAAUGCAAAAGAUUUGCAUGGUAUGACGCCUCUUCUCACAGCAGCGAAAAAUAAUUCAUUAGAUGUGAUGAAAACACUAAUUAAAAAUGGUGCAGAUAUUCAUGCGAAAAAUAAUGAAGGACAAACUGCGCUCCAUUUAGUGGCUCAUAAUCAUAAUUUUGAUAAUAUAGUAGAGUUUCUAAUUUCGAAUGGCGCUGACAUUAAUACCAAAAAUAUUAAAGGAUUGACUCCUCUCCAUUAUGCAGCAGAAGAUGGCGACAAAGAAUUAGUAGAAUUAUUACUUAAACAUGGUGCUGACAUUCACGUGAAAGAUAUGAAAAAUCAAUCUAUUCUUCAUUUUGCAGCAUGGAAUUUUAAUACAGAGGUAGCAAAAGCUCUUAUAUCUCAUGGAGCAGAUAUAAAUUCAAAAGAUAAUGAUGGAAUAUUACCUUAUCAAAUUGCAAAAGAGCUAGAAAAUGAUGAAGUUGCAAAACUUCUUUCACCUGUUGGUACAAACUUCAAAAAGAAAGUCCCACGAAAAAGGUGUAAAACGAGCGUCAAUGACUUCGAAGACUUGGAUAACUUUGAAAUGAUAUAA
Molecule: messenger RNA, 1884 nt
Organism: Trichomonas vaginalis G3
Lineage: Eukaryota; Parabasalia; Trichomonadida; Trichomonadidae
Product: ankyrin repeat and SOCS box-containing protein 4 family
Exons: 1
Coding region: 1-1884 (627 amino acids)
Molecular function (GO): protein binding
Source: RefSeq, a predicted model, not a curated record